AGCAUGGAGUCGUCGCCGGAGCCGUGCACAUUAUUCUCGUCGGCGCCGGUGCAAUAUCUUACGGUGUGGCGCAAGUCGCUGCUGUUCAACGGCCAUGGCUACACGGUGUAUGACGACGCCGACGGAAGCAUCGUCUUCCGCGUCGAAGACUACGCCCACGACUGGCGCCGCCACGCCCUCCUCAUGGACCGCCACGGCAACGUCCUCCUCACCGUUCGCCGCUGCCGUUGCAACCAGAUACUAAACUUGUGGGAGAGUUGGAAAGCCUACAAGGGAGACGAAGAUGCACAGAUGAUCACUAAGGGUGAAAGGCGGAGGCCAUUGUUUAAGGCAACUAAAGACUUGGGGAGUUCUAGUUGCACCAUCUCCAUGUUCACCGAACAAGGAUCACCGAGGUCGUCUUCUUUAGGUUAUCAGAUGAGCUGGUCGCGCACGAAGGAAUGGUUUACGAUAUAUCAAGUUGCUCCAAUAAACACACUCGUAGCUGAGGCAAGUAGAAAAUAUGGAUCAUCGACGCCGAAGAAAUUACUCGACAAAGAUGUUCUAGCACUGAGGGUGUUCCCCGGAAUGGAUCGAGCAUUAGCAAUGGCAAUGAUAAUGAUAACAAAUUCAAUGAGAUAG
Messenger RNA from Zingiber officinale, 621 nucleotides. Its product is annotated as protein LURP-one-related 17-like. The record is from RefSeq and is a predicted model, not a curated record. Bases 4 to 621 code for a protein of 205 amino acids. The transcript has 3 exons. NCBI's taxonomy places the organism in Eukaryota, Viridiplantae, Streptophyta, Magnoliopsida, Zingiberales, Zingiberaceae.